AUGGCGACCGUUUCCUCUGUCUGGUUUGAGCAUUACCGUGAGCCUUUAGUCAGAGGGAUUCACGAAUCAAAGCCUAGACUCUCUUGGCAAGUUGAGAACGCUCCAUCGGGCUACACCCAAUGUGCCUACGAGGUCGAGUUGACAGAGCAAGCGCCCGGUCUCCACCCUCAAAAAAAGGUAGUUACUUGUUCAUCAAGUUCCUCUAGGCUGGUCCCCUGGCCCAUUGAUGAACCACUACUCUCGCGUCAAAGAGUGGCAGCCCGACUUCGCGUCUUCGGUUCGUCUGGAGACCCUGGCCCUUGGAGCAAGCCAGUGCGUAUCGAAGUCGGUCUGCUCAGACGCGAAGACUGGCAGUGCAACCGUAUCGCGGCAUCAUGGAGUCAAGAUCAAACUACGCCUGGCCCCGAGCACCUCUUCCGCAAGACUUUCCAUGUCAGUGAGCCUGUGCAGCAUGCGCGACUCUAUAUCACCACACAGGGAGUCUACGAGGCAGAACUCAACGGCUUGCGCAUAGGGGACCACUUCAUGGCUCCAGGCUGGACGACAUAUGACAACCGUCUCCAGUACCAAACCUACGAGGUAACGGGGCUUAUUAGAGAUGGCGCCAACUGCCUGGGGGCUCGCGUCGCCGAAGGAUGGUUCUCCGGGCGUUUGGGUUUUGAUGGUGGCAAACGGAAUAUCUGGGGUUCGCAAGUAUCUUUGCUUGCCCAGCUCGAAAUAUUUCAUCCAAGUGGCCGGAUUACUACCAUUUUAUCAGAUGGCUCCUGGAGCGCUAGAAAGGGGCCCAUACAACUCGCCGAGAUCUACGACGGUGAGAAAUACGAUGCUACACUCGAAGAUCCUCAGUGGUCGCAGCCGGUGGACCAGGUCAUGACUGGCAACUCUGUACUUACAAAUGAAUGGUCUGCUGUGUCUGUCCUUGGGCCUCUUCCCACCACUGUCGAACUGGUAACCGGCUUUUCUGAGCCUGUCCGCCGCAUUGAGACUAUCCAGCCUGUGGAAGUCGUUUACUCACCAUCUGGUCAACCCAUUGUUGAUUUUGGCCAGAACCUUGUUGGGUAUGUCAGGCUUUCAAACAUCAAGGGGCCCCGUGGGCAUAAGAUUAUUCUAUCACAUGCCGAGGUGCUCGAUCAUGGCGAGCUCGGUACGAGGCCACUGCGUAUUUGCAAGGCUAGAGACGAAUACAUUCUCAAGGGCGCUGAAGAUGGAGAGAGAUAUGAACCUCGAUUUACUUCCCACGGCUUCCGGUACUGCCAGUUGGAAGGGUGGACUGUAAACUUGGACAAUAUUGAAGCUGUUGUGUGUCAUAGUGAUAUGAAGUCUGCAGGCAACUUUGUGUGCUCCGACAGUUUGUUAAACAGAUUAUACCAAAACGUCUGCUGGGGAAUGAGGGAUAACUUCCUUUCCGUACCCACAGAUUGCCCCCAGAGGGAUGAGAGACUCGGGUGGUCAGGAGAUCUCUCCAUGUUUGCCCCCACCGCGGUUCUCCUUUAUGACUGUUUUGGAUUUCUGAAAAACUGGCUGGUAGAUGCCAGGUAUGACCAAAAGGUCCUUGGUGGAGUCCCAUCCAUGGUCACACCGAAUUCAAUGAUCAAUGAUCCAAAGUGGUUGCGUCGGACUCCGUGUGCUAUUUGGCACGAUGUUGUGGUUUUGGUGCCCUGGGUGCUUUAUGAAGAGACUGGAGAUCCGCAAAUUCUAGCGGAGAGCUUUGACAGCAUGGUGACUUGGCUUGAUUCAGUGCCCAGGUCCAAGUCAGGGCCUACACACCUAUGGGAUCCCGCAGUGUAUCAACUCGGUGACUGGCUAGACCCUGCUGCGCCACCAGACAAACCAUGGAAAUCCACUACCGAUUCCAAAAUGGUUGCCAACAUGUUCCUGAUCCAGAGCCUUGGGAUCAUGGUUUCUGUUUCUUCCAUACUGAAGAAGACAACGGAGCAGGCGAGGUUUCAGACGGAAUUCAGCUUAGCACGAGCUGAGUUCCAAAACGACCAUGUUACACCAGGGGGCAGAAUCGCCUCUGAUACUCAGACAGCGUAUGCCCUUGCUAUUUGCUUCGACCUCCUCAAUGACAGACAGAUGAUCCGUGCGGGCGAGCGAUUAUCUGAAUUGGUCCGCAAGAAUCAAUUCAAAAUUGCCACGGGGUUUGCCGGAACACCAUUCGUUUGUGAAGCGCUCGCCCGUACCGGACAUUACGAGGUCGCCUAUGCUAUGCUACUAUGCCGUGAGUGUCCCUCCUGGCUAUAUCCGGUGACUAUGGGUGCAACUACGGUGUGGGAAAGGUGGGAUAGUAUGCUUCCAGACGGGACUAUCAACCCUGGCGAGAUGACUUCAUUCAAUCAUUACGCAUUUGGAUCUAUUGCCAGAUUCUUUUAUGAAAGAGUUGCGGGACUGAAACGCGUCGAUCCGGGAUGGAAAACGAUCUUGGUGGCGCCUCUCAUUAGCACCGCCUUCUCACAUGCAUCAGCACAGCACAUUACUCCAGAAGGCAUUGUGUCUUGCAGUUGGGAGACUACACACGGGGAUAAGGAGCAGAGUUCUAUCUCAAUCACAGUCACCGUUCCUUACGGCUCAACGGCGGAGGUCGUUUUUCCACAGGGUAGCGGAGAAAGGAGGGAGAAUGUUGGCCCAGGCACUUGGUGCUUCCACGCAAGCUUCAAGAGGAGUAAAACCUGGCCAGUGUUACCAUUGAAGGAGAAGUCAUAG
Clonostachys solani is the source of this 2703-nucleotide messenger RNA. The record is from the annotation of a GenBank genome assembly. NCBI's taxonomy places the organism in Eukaryota, Fungi, Ascomycota, Sordariomycetes, Hypocreales, Bionectriaceae.